Messenger RNA from Tupaia belangeri chinensis (Chinese tree shrew), 4809 nucleotides. It is a transcript of the gene PRP4K, whose product is annotated as pre-mRNA processing factor kinase PRP4K. Lineage: Eukaryota; Metazoa; Chordata; Mammalia; Scandentia; Tupaiidae. The record is from RefSeq and is a predicted model, not a curated record. The transcript has 15 exons. Gene Ontology annotation, molecular function: protein serine/threonine kinase activity; ATP binding. Gene Ontology annotation, biological process: mRNA cis splicing, via spliceosome; peptidyl-threonine phosphorylation; peptidyl-serine phosphorylation. Bases 39 to 3068 code for a protein of 1009 amino acids.
CCCCCCCCCGCCGCCGCCGAGGAGUCAGGAAGUUCAAGAUGGCCGCCGCCGAGACCCAGUCGCUGCGGGAACAGCCAGAAAUGGAAGAUGCUGAUAAUUCUGAAAAGAGUGUAAAUGAAGAAAAUGGAGAAGUAUCAGAGGACCAAUCUCAAAAUAAACACAGUCGUCACAAAAAAAAGAAGCAUAAACACAGAAGUAAACAUAAGAAACAUAAACAUUCCUCAGAAGAAGACAAAGAUAAAAAACAUAAACAUAAGCAUAAACAUAAGAAACACAAAAGGAAAGAAGUUAUUGAUGCUUCUGACAAAGAAGGUUUGUCUCCAGCAAAAAGAACUAAACUUGAUGAUUUAGCUUUGCUAGAAGACUUGGAAAAACAGAGAGCCUUGAUUAAAGCUGAACUUGAUAACGAGUUAAUGGAAGGAAAGGUCCAAUCUGGGAUGGGUCUCAUUUUACAAGGUUAUGAGUCUGGCUCUGAAGAGGAGGGGGAGAUUCAUGAAAAAGCAAGAAACGGAAAUAGAUCUAGUACUAGAUCUUCCAGUACGAAGGGAAAACUUGAACUUGUGGACAACAAAAGUAGUACAAAAAAACGAAGUAAAAGCAGAUCCAAAGAACGGACUAGACAUAGGUCUGAUAAAAAGAAAAGCAAGGGAAAUGUUGAAAUAGCUAAAGAGAAAACAACAACUAGGAGCAAGUCAAAGGAGAGAAAAAAAUCUAAAAGUCCAUCCAAAAGAAGUAAGUCUCAAGAUCAAGCAAGAAAAUCAAAAUCCCCUACCCUUAGAAGGCGAUCUCAAGAGAAAAUUGGGAAGGCCAGAUCUCCUAUGGAUGAUAAGGUUAAAAUUGAAGAUAAGAGUAAGUCAAAAGAUAGGAAAAAAUCUCCAAUUGUAAAUGAAAGUAGAAGUCGUGAUCGAGGUAAAAAGUCCAGAUCCCCAGUUGACUUACGAGGUAAAUCCAAAGACAGGAGGUCACGGUCCAAAGAAAGAAAAUCAAAAAGGUCCGAAACUGAUAGAGAAAAGAAACCAAUUAAAUCUCCUUCUAAAGAUGCUUCAUCUGGGAAAGAAAACAGAUCACCCAGUAGAAGACCUGGGCGUAGUCCUAAAAGAAGAAGUCUGUCUCCAAAACAGCGCGAUAAAUCAAGAAGAAGUAGAUCACCACUUUUAAAUGAUAGGCGAUCAAAGCAGAGCAAAUCACCCUCUCGAACACUCUCUCCUGGUAGAAGAGCCAAGAGCCGAUCCUUAGAAAGAAAACGAAGAGAACCAGAAAGGAGACGACUUUCUUCUCCAAGAACACGACCUCGAGAUGAUCUCCUCAGCAGACGUGAAAGAUCAAAAGAUGUCAGCCCCAUAAAUAGAUGGUCUCCAACCCGAAGAAGAAGUAGAUCUCCUAUUAGAAGAAGGUCUCGUUCUCCACUCAGACGUAGCCGGUCGCCAAGAAGAAGAAGUAGGACUCCUCGGAGAAGGGACAGAGGUCGGAGGAGCAGAUCACGCUUAAGGAGGAGAUCUCGGUCCCGUGGUGGUCGUCGACGUAGGAGCAGAAGCAAAGUAAAGGAAGAUAAAUUUAAAGGAAGUCUUUCUGAAGGAAUGAAAGUUGAGCAGGAGUCUUCAUCUGAUGAUAACCUUGAAGACUUUGAUGUAGAGGAAGAAGAUGAAGAAGCCCUGAUAGAACAGAGAAGAAUACAAAGGCAGGCCAUCGUUCAGAAAUACAAAUAUCUUGCUGAAGACAGCAAUAUGUCUGUGCCAUCUGAACCAAGCAGCCCCCAGAGCAGUACGAGAACGCGGUCCCCCUCCCCAGAUGACAUUCUGGAGAGAGUAGCUGCUGACGUUAAAGAGUAUGAGCGGGAAAAUGUGGAUACCUUCGAGGCCUCAGUGAAAGCCAAGCAUAAUCUGAUGACAGUCGAGCAGAGUAAUGGUUCAUCUCAGAAGAAGCUGUUGGCACCUGAUAUGUUUACAGAAUCUGAUGAUAUGUUUGCUGCGUAUUUUGAUAGUGCUCGUCUACGGGCUGCUGGCAUUGGAAAAGAUUUCAAGGAGAAUCCCAACCUCAGAGACAACUGGACUGAUGCAGAGGGCUAUUAUCGCGUGAACAUAGGUGAGGUCCUGGAUAAACGUUACAAUGUGUAUGGCUACACUGGACAAGGUGUGUUCAGCAAUGUUGUGCGGGCCAGAGACAACGCCAGAGCCAACCAAGAAGUGGCUGUAAAGAUCAUCAGGAACAAUGAGCUCAUGCAGAAGACUGGUUUAAAAGAACUCGAGUUCUUGAAAAAACUUAAUGAUGCUGAUCCCGAUGACAAAUUUCAUUGUCUGCGUCUCUUCAGACACUUUUAUCAUAAACAGCAUCUCUGUCUUGUGUUCGAGCCUCUCAGUAUGAAUUUACGAGAGGUGUUAAAAAAAUACGGUAAAGAUGUUGGUCUUCAUAUUAAAGCUGUACGAUCCUACAGUCAGCAAUUGUUCUUGGCAUUGAAACUCCUUAAAAGAUGCAAUAUCCUACAUGCAGAUAUCAAGCCAGACAAUAUCUUGGUUAAUGAAUCAAAAACUAUUUUAAAGCUUUGCGAUUUUGGUUCGGCUUCCCAUGUUGCGGAUAAUGACAUAACACCUUAUCUUGUCAGUAGAUUUUAUCGUGCUCCUGAAAUCAUUAUAGGUAAAAGCUAUGAUUACGGUAUAGAUAUGUGGUCUGUAGGUUGUACUUUAUAUGAACUCUACACUGGAAAAAUUUUGUUUCCUGGUAAAACCAACAACCAUAUGUUGAAGCUCGCUAUGGAUCUCAAAGGAAAGAUGCCAAAUAAGAUGAUUCGGAAAGGUGUAUUUAAAGACCAACAUUUUGAUCAAAAUCUCAACUUCAUGUACAUAGAAGUUGAUAAAGUAACAGAGAGGGAGAAAGUUACUGUCAUGAGCACCAUUAAUCCAACUAAGGACCUAUUGGCUGAUUUGAUUGGGUGCCAGCGACUUCCUGAAGACCAGCGUAAAAAAGUACACCAGCUAAAGGACUUGUUGGACCAGAUCCUAAUGUUGGACCCAGCUAAACGGAUUAGCAUCAACCAGGCCCUGCAGCAUGCCUUCAUUCAGGAGAAAAUUUAAAAAGAGAUGAAGAAACUCCAAGGGUUUGAGUAAUUAAAUACAAAGACUGAAGAAAUUUCACAGCAGUUUAUUAAUGUAUAUAAACUUAUAAAUAUUUCUACAGAAAAUUUGAGGAAGCAUGAUAAUAUUUGCAUUAACACCAAGGGUGAUAUUUCUUUUAGAAAUGUUAGUUAAUCUGUUUUGUGUCUUAUGUGAAAUUUCACUGUAGAACUGUUUUAAUUGCCAAGACUGCACAAAAUUACAGUGCUAAUGUAUAUGGUUACAGUUCACAUAAAAGACAAAAAAGCAUCUGUUAUGAGUAGUAAUACUGGGUGGUUGAUUUGUUUUUAGCAGACUUGGCUUCAUUUUGGUCUUCAGAUAAAAUGGCCAGCAUAAAUGCUGUUUAUAUUCACGUUUUCCUAGGUGUGUGUGUGCAGGCCACAGCAGCAUGCCCUUGGUGUAGUCAGUGCCGAAAGGGGUCUGUUCCUUCUUGAGCCUGCCUGCAGGGAUGGUCUCCUCUUUUAAAGCAGGUUGUGUACAACAUUCAGUACACUGAAGGUAAGCUAAACCAUCAACCUCACUGGUGUUUUCAGAUGUUACUUUAUUGGAACAAUUGACAAAUGAGGGAUAUUAGCUUUGUGGCAGAAUUCCCUGCAUGUGUGAUAACCGAUCUUGUUUUCUUUUUUGGCAUUGCUACUGUGGCAUAGUUACAACUUUUGUUCUGUUCAUCACAUUUACAAUUUAAGGAGUACGCGCUUGAUGGAUAGAGCGCCUUCAGUGUACUGUUUCUUAUUAACUUUAAUUUUUUUAAGAUCAACUUGCUAUAUAGACUUUAUAUACAUUUUGUUAAAUACAGUUCUUAGUGACAUAGAGACAAUGCGUAGUUUUCAUUUACUAAUUACAAAUGUCGAGGCCGAAUUCUGAAAGUCCUCAUAUUUAAAGGAUAGAUAGACAACAUAAUGAAAUUUUUAACUAUUUGUAUGUCAUUUUGAAAGUGUGCUGCUUUAUGGUAAAAGUGUUUUUCAUUUGUUCAUUGUUUUCAUUAUUUGUGAUCAUGUUGUCUUUCAAUACAGGCAUAAACCUUCCACUCUUGAACAAAGCAGCUGCUUUUUAAAAGCGGUAAUUGCUUCUUUACCUUUUAUUUCUUUUGUAAAUGAAGCUUUUCUUUAAGAAUGUGACUUUAAAGUGUUGUCUAUUGCAUAAAACAGUUGACACUCACUUAUUGUAAAGUGAAGAUUGUUCUACUGCAUGUGAAGUGGACCAUGCAGAUUUCUGUAUGUUCUCAGUAUGCAUCACUAGAUAAUAAAGUCUUUUGUGAACAAGGCAUUUGUAGCCAUUUUUAAAAGUUUUUGUCUUCAGUGCUGGUAAGUCAGGUAAAUCAUAAAUAGUUAAAAAGCAAUCUUUCAUUUUUUUUCUGAAAACCUCUAAUUGAAAAUAGUGUCAGUUAAGAAUGUAAAUCUAGCCAAAGCUGAUAAGCUUAUUAAUAAUUAGGAUCCUAAUUAUUUCAUUUUAAGAAAUUCUUUAAGUAUUGUCAGCUUUCAGUGUAGUGAGAUUAUUCCUGUAGGUUAUGGGGUAUAAUUCAGGAUUUAACUAAUGUUUCUGCUAUUUUCUCACUUUUCCUUUUGAUGGUGCGGAAAGAGAAAAAGGAAAACGGGGCACAGGCCAUUCAACGCCUUCUGCAAGGGGUCUGAUUUGCUGAGACACCAGCUUCACCUUCUUAACAAGGUUAUUUCUGACAGCAUGUGUAGAUAUAAACAUUUAG